This is a messenger RNA of Talaromyces rugulosus, 549 nucleotides long. RefSeq lists its product as uncharacterized. Bases 1 to 549 code for a protein of 182 amino acids. Lineage: Eukaryota; Fungi; Ascomycota; Eurotiomycetes; Eurotiales; Trichocomaceae. The record is from RefSeq and is a predicted model, not a curated record. The transcript has a single exon.
AUGUCGGAAACACUGGAUGGACAUGGUAAUAAAAAAGAACCAACAGUAGAACUAGAAGAGAAUCAUCCUACCAGUGAAGACCUAGACCUAGGGAUAAUGCAGCCAUCCUCAGAACAGGAACUGGAGGACAUAUCAAUAAAAGAACUCAAAGCCAUAAAAACCCAGCUAGACCAAAAGCUCCAUAUCACAAACCUGAAACAGCAGAUCCUACAAACCCAAGCGCAGCUACGUGGCGCACCAGCGCACGAGAACCAAGACACUGGAACCCCCAACAGCAGCACUCAUAGAGAAAAGAGACCCCAAACCGAUACAAUUUCUACAGAGAAGCACCCCUCAAGAUUCAAAAUAAAGAAUCCCUACAGUGGGAAAUCCCUAACCGAACUCGAGACAUUCAUAGGACGUGCAGAAUCAUGGUUCGAUAAAUAUCCAAAGUGGUAUAGCCAAUAUCCACAUUAUAAAGUUGGCAAAGCUUCGGACAACCUGAGCUCCAAGCAAUUUCUUAACUUCAAUAUGUACCAGAAGGAGAAAGAACCAGAACCUAUUACUUAG